CCUAGCAAGCGACCAAGAUCUGUCAUUGACCAAACAGAUCAGCCAGAGAGACUUAAAAAGCUGUGUUUACACUACAGCGUGCUAGAGCAGACUAGAUGACAGCUAAUCUGAGCUGAGCUACUCUCUGUGACGAAAGAAAUAAGGGAGAAUAAUCACAGAAUUAGCUAGUCGGUAAAAUAACUUCACACUAACGGCUUAUAAAAAGCGCAGUUUUAGGCGAAGCGAUGACAGCAAAAACUCUCGAGAAAACCCCUGUAACGCUAAGUGGUUUUGUGCAUCCUCUCUCCGAGAGCAUCUAUUCAGUGGACGAUAUCGCCACAUCACUGGCACCCUCUGUAAUCUUUCCAAAUGCUGAUUUAAGUGGGCAUUACGAUCAUGUUAGUGGAGCCUCAGGAGAUGGUUUAAUCAGUGGGGACAUGAGCACAGAGAAACGAUCCCUCGAUUUGUCUUACACCAGCAGCUUCUCGCAGUCCUCAGCUGCUCGCAACCAGCCAUUCACCUACAUGGGAAAGUUCUCAAUUGAUUCCCAGUAUCCAGGUAACUGGAAUCCAGAGAGCGUCAUUAACAUUGGGAUCCUUGGCAUGACCCAACCUUCCUCGGCGUCCUCUUCACCAGCUUCUUCUGUCUCACCAAACCACUUCUCCAGCACCUUGAGUUGCACCAUGGCGCAAAACCCUCCCGACAUGGACUCCAUCUAUUCUCCACCUCCGCCUUAUUCUGGCUGCGCGGAGGUCUACCAGGAUCCGUCUGCUUUUCUGUCAACCACCACUUGCCCCAUCUCAUACCCUCCGCCGUCUUACUCGUCGCCGAAGCCAAACACGGACAGCGGUCUAUUUCCUAUUAUCCCCGACUAUGCCAGUUUUUUCCAACCCCCUUGCCAACGGGACAUGCCUACCAUCCCGGACCGAAAACCUUUUUCAUGCCCGCUGGAGUCCUUUAGAGUACCACCGCCUCUGACUCCUCUGAACACUAUUAGGAAUUUUACAUUAGGUGGACCAGCUUCAGAAGGACCAAGACUACCUACAGCUUACAGCCCCCAAAAUUUACCUCUAAGACCAAUACUCCGACCGCGGAAAUACCCCAACAGACCGAGCAAGACCCCAGUUCAUGAACGACCGUAUCCUUGCCCAGCAGAAGGUUGUGACAGGCGAUUCUCUAGGUCUGACGAGCUCACGAGGCACAUCAGAAUCCAUACGGGACACAAACCUUUCCAGUGCCGGAUCUGCAUGAGAAACUUCAGCCGCAGCGACCAUCUCACCACUCACAUCCGUACUCACACCGGCGAGAAACCCUUUGCCUGUGACUUCUGCGGCAGAAAAUUCGCCAGGAGCGACGAGCGGAAGAGACACACCAAAAUUCACCUGAGGCAAAAAGAAAGAAAGUCUUCGUCGGUCCCCUCGGCAAACACGAACUCCGAUCGCUCCGUUGCUAUUAGUACCUCCGCUGGUGGAGUUUGCAGCUCGGGCUCUGCCCAGUUACCUUCAUGUCCAUCCCGGGGAGUUUAGGUGUGACGCUUUGUAUAUUACAAUCCCGAUGAGAACAAAAUCAGGGCGAUGGUACAAGAAGGAAAAAACAAUAGAAAUAUCACUGCCCGCGUGCAGCAAAUAGCAGUGACCAAGUCCACAUUAUUAUUUUUUUUUUACCGUGUUUACCGUCAGUUGGCACCUGCACAUCUUACUUCCAGAUUGCUGUUUGUCAGUUUAAUAUCAUUCAUACGUAGAUCGAAACAAAUUAUUUUAAUGAAACCGAAAAAACACGGCCAAGUGAAUUUGUUUUCUGGGUGACAAAUGAUAAUAUAGUAUAAGAGACUGUUGGCAUCUUUGCUGUUGUUUCUAAUGGUAAAACAAUUUGCACUGUUAGGAACUAGUCUGAUCAGCACAAAUAAUAUGUGAGUCAAAAAUGGUACGACAUUAACAGUAGUAAACUCGCAAUAAUUCCAAAUGUUUAUUUAAAGUUAUUUAAAGGGUAAAAUGUGUCGGUGUUAACAAACUUGUUGUUUCUUCCUUGUUUUGCCAGUUGUCAUGUUUUGUAUGUAUUUCAUAGCGCGUUUGUAAUUGAAAUGUAUAAUAAUAUUCAUCAAUUAAUAUCAAAAUUUUAGAAUGAUAUAUUUUUGUAAACGCUGUUUCGUGUUCUUGGGGAAUGUGUUGGAUUUGUAGUAUAAACAUUAAAAAUGUAAAUACUUUA
Molecule: messenger RNA, 2184 nt
Organism: Brienomyrus brachyistius
Lineage: Eukaryota; Metazoa; Chordata; Actinopteri; Osteoglossiformes; Mormyridae
Gene: egr2b
Product: early growth response 2b
Exons: 2
Coding region: 225-1505 (426 amino acids)
Biological process (GO): regulation of transcription by RNA polymerase II
Molecular function (GO): DNA-binding transcription factor activity, RNA polymerase II-specific; RNA polymerase II cis-regulatory region sequence-specific DNA binding
Source: RefSeq, a predicted model, not a curated record